AUGGGCAAACUCACAGUGAGCUCUUCGUCGCCUGUAUCUGAACCCCAAGUACCUCGACUGACCCUCAAUGUUCCCUCCCCUGUCCCCCCCCCCCCCCCUACGACCCCCACCUCGCUCGUUUCCUCGGGUCACUCGCGUGUGCCCCCACACCACCACCACCAUCACCAACCGCCGAUCGCGCACCGCCAACUACAGUUCAAAGGCGAACCCAAAAAGAAGAAGCACAAGUCGCGCUCCACCUCCUCGCGCCACGAUUCCAACCCGACCUCGACCCACGAUGACGCCUACACGGACCAAGAUCUAAGCGCAUGGAUCGCCGUCCCCGAACCUGGACUUGCCCUCGGACCGCUCUACCUCACCCUUCCUCGCUCGUCCAUCACUUCCUCCCCCGUGUGUUUGGCACUUCAGCCUACGACGGGCAAGGUCCAUCCUUUUGCGUUGCCUGAGCCGGGGAAGAGUGGGGGAACGAGUGCGGAGGAUUCGAAAGCGAGGACUUCGUUGGCCGCCACCUUGGACCAAGAGGAACUCGAAGCUUUGGUCGAUUAUGACCCUUCCUCCAACCACAACUCCCUCGCCCCAUCCCUCACCACCGAAGCCCAAACUCCUACCGACAUCCACCACGUGUGGGUCUGUACGCGCAUCCCCGACUCGCAGGACAAGAUCACCCUCCGUUCAGCGACGGGCAAGUUCCUCGCUGCCGAUCAGUUCGGUCAAGUCACCGCCGAAAGGGAAGCGAGGGGCAUGUUGGAGGAAUGGGUCAUUGAACCGAGCUCGAACCCGGAUCUACCCCGAGGGACCGUGGUGCUCAAAUCAUGUCAUGGCAAGCUCUUGUCGAUCGAUUUGGUAGCGGGGGGCAAAAUUGAAGUUUCAGCCGAUACGGAUCCGAACGCAGGGAUCGGUCCAACCGAGGAAUGGCAGGUGUGGAUGCAGGGCGAGUACUUGGCCAAGGCGAAGCAGCAACUGUUGGAGAGGACGGGUACCAAGGCGACGUUGCUUGAUGCGAGGGCUAAAUCGGCGGCGGGGAAGCGGGAUGGGUUGACGAUUGUCGGCAAUUUGGGUGGGGCCGAACAGGAGGCCAUGUGCGUCGCUUUCGGCCUUGAUCAAUCCCGGAGACUGAUUCCGAUCCCACAAUCACAUACAGCAAACGCUUCCAAGCCCGAGGGCAAGGGCGGUACAUUGGGUCAGAAGAGGACGUCUCGGAACUGGCUAAAGCAAGGCGGAAGGGCAAGCUGUCCGAAGCGAUGCUCGAUCGAAGGGUCAAGCUCAAGAGGUUAGUUCAGGAGAUCGGGUCUUCGCGGGUUUGUUUCAUUUGCUGACAUUCCGUACUGUGUGGGCUUGACAUUCACAGUGA
Messenger RNA from Microbotryum saponariae, 1351 nucleotides. NCBI's taxonomy places the organism in Eukaryota, Fungi, Basidiomycota, Microbotryomycetes, Microbotryales, Microbotryaceae. The record is from the annotation of a GenBank genome assembly.